AUGGAACAUUCAAAGAAGAGAAAUAAAUCAUCAAACAUUAAACUUACUAAUCAAACAAUUCAUUUUUUUAAAAAAAACCUAUCCACCUGUGUAAAACACAGUGACCAAAGGGGAAAAAAUGGAGUAAAAAUGCAAACCAUUAUUGGUCAUUAGGAUUAAUGGUUGCUGCAAUAUGAUUUUGAUAAUAGUUAGAGCCAGGAAACAUUUCUUGACAUCUUUAUAGAAAGUAAUAUUGUAUCUCAACUUUGA
Stylonychia lemnae is the source of this 249-nucleotide messenger RNA. The record is from the annotation of a GenBank genome assembly. Lineage: Eukaryota; Ciliophora; Spirotrichea; Sporadotrichida; Oxytrichidae.